CGUUCGCAGUUUUUACCGCUCGUUUUUCAGAAAGCAACUAUUUGGGUUAGAGCGCAAAACUAAGAACAAAAAGUUAAUAUUUCUCAAAAAAUAACGAUCGAAAGUUAUUAAAAGGUAACGCUACUGUGGAAGUGAACGCAUCUAUAUAUGUCCACUGAUAAUAAUAGAACCGUUUUGACUUCAUGUGUUAAAUGCGGUGAAAAUGCCAAUUAUGUGUGUGAGAAUUGCCAUGAUUUUUAUUGCUCUAAGGUGUGCCAGAGGCAAGAUUGGGACAGCCAUCGCGAUAUAUGUGAGAGAAUUCCUAAUCUAGUGCCAAAUGUAGAAAAUAAAAAGUUACAAAAAAGUUCAAAUGAUGAACAGGGUGAAAAAUUAGUAGCUAAUUAUUUUGAACUUAAACAAAUCAGGGUGAAUAAAGAUGAUACCAAAGCACAACAAAACAGUGAUCACCAAGCAUCUGAUAACUAUUCUGAUUUAGGAUCCUUUAGCAAUUUUCAACAACGUGUACAUGAGAACCCAAAACCUGUCGACAGUAACACUAAGUAUUGUCAGAGUCAACAAUAUUAUACUAACAAUAAUGUACCACAACGUCCUAGUCAUUCCACUAAUACAGUUCCACAAUACACAUGUGGAGAUACGCAGAAAGGAUUAAUCGUUGGUAGCCAUUCUCAGCAGCAUAAUUCUGAGAGUGCAAUAAUGAAAAAUCAGUACCAUGGUAUGGGAAGCAUAAGAAAUAAUGACUCUGGCGAACCAAAGUUUAAUGAUGGUGGACAAAAUCAACUGAAUUGUAAUAUGAUGCGAUAUAGUGAAAGUGAUAAUGAAGGACAAAAAAGUCAACGUCAACAUACAAGUACGAGUGUGCAAGAAUAUCUUCAAUCAAUGCGUGGCUAUGAUAGUAAUCAACAACCAAAUUACGGAAGUCAAGUAGAUAAAUGCGAUGAUCAGCAGCACCGUAAUUCCGUUGGGCAACAACAACAGCCUAACCACGGCAGCCUACAAGUUCAAAAUAAAAUAGUGGUUGAUCAGAAUUCAAAUUUUGAUUCUCCAGAAACUACUAAUGAUUGCCGCAGUGUCAAUGAAGACCACCAACGUCAGAAUCAAUCGACAAAUGGUAUUAACAAUCGUAGUCGAAUUAAUCAAUUUAGUGACGUUCAAAAAAGAUUAAUGGUUUGUAGUCAUUCUCAGCAGCAUAAUUCUGAGAGUGCAAUAAUGAAAAAUCAGUACCAUGGUAUGGGAAGCUUACGAAAUAAUGACUCUGGCGAACCAAAGUUUAAUAAGGGUGACCAAAAUCAACUGAAUUGCGGUGGGACACGAGAUCGUGAAACUGAUAAUAAAGGACAAGAAAGUCAACGUCAACAUAAAGAUAUGGGUGUACAAGAAUCUCUUCAAUCAAGACGUGGCUAUGAUAGUAAUCAACAACAAAGUUACGGAAGUGAACUAUACAAAUGCGAUGAUCAGCAGCACCGUAAUUCCGUUGGGCAACAAAUACAGCCUAACCACAGCAGCCUACAAGAUCAAAAUAAAGUAGUGGUUGAUCAGAAUUUAAAUUUUGAUUCUCCAGAAACUAACAAUGAUUGCCGUAGUAUUAAAAAAGACCACCAACGUCAGAAUCAAUCGACAAAUGGUAUGAACAAUCGUAAUCGAAUUAAUCAAUUUAGUGACGUUCAAAACGGAUUAAUGGUUUGUAGUCAUUCUCAGCAGCAUAAUUCUGAGAGAGCAACAAUGAAAAAUCAGUACCAUGGUAUGGGAAGUUUAAGAAAUAAUGACUCUGGCGAACCAAAGUUUAAUAAGGGUGACCAAAAUCAACUGAAUUGCGGUGGGACACGAGAUCGUGAAACUGAUAAUAAAGGACAAGAAAGUCAACGUCAACAUAAAGGUAUGGGUGUACAAGAAUCUCUUCAAUCAAGACAUGGCUAUGAUACAAAUCAACAACAAAGUUACGGAAGUCAAGUAGACAAAUGCGAUGAUCACCAGCUCCGUAAUUCCGUUGGGCAACAAAUACAGCCUAACCACAGCAGCCUACAAGAUCAAAAUAAAGUAGUGGUUGAUCAGAAUUUAAAUUUUGAUUCUCCAGAAACUAACAAUGAUUGCCGUAGUAUUAAAAAAGACCACCAACCUCAGAAUCAAUCGACAAAUGGUAUGAACAAUCGUAAUCGAAUUAAUCAAUUUAGUGACGUUCAAAAAAGAUUAAUGGUUUAUAGUCAUUCUCAGCAGCAUAAUUCUGAGAGUGCAAUAAUGAAAAAUCAGUACCAUGGUAUGGGAAGCUUAAGAAAUAAUGACUCUGGCGAACCAAAGUUUAAUAAGGGUGACCAAAAUCAGAUGAAUUGCGGUGGGACACGAUAUCGUGAAAAUGAUAAUAAAGGACAAGAAAUUCAACGUCAACAUAAAGGUAUGGGUGUACAAGAAUAUCUUCAAUCAAGACGUGGCUAUGGUAGUAACCAACAACAAAAUUACGGAAGUCAACUAGAUAAAUGCGAUGAUCAGCAGUACUGUAAUUCCGUUGGGCAACAACAACAGCCUAACCACAGCAGCCUACAAGAUCAAAAUAAAAUAGUGGUUGAUCAGAAUUUGAAUCUUGAUUCUUCAGAAACUAAUAAUGAUUGCCGUAGUAUUAAAAAAGACCAUCAACGUCAGAAUCAAUCGACAAAUGGUAUGAACAAUCGCAAUCGAAUUAAUCAAUUUAGUGACGUUCAAAACGGAUUAAUGGUUUCUAGUCAUUCUCAGCAGUAUAAUUCUGAGAGUGCAACAAUGAAAAAUCAGUACCAUGGUAUGGGAAGCUUAAGAAAUAAUGACUCUGGCGAACCAAAGUUUAAUAAGGCUGACCAAAAUCAACUGAAUUGUGAUGGGAUACGAUAUCGUGAAAAUGAUAAUGAAGGACAAAAAAGUCAACGUCAACAUACAAGUACGAGUGUGCAAGAAUAUCUUCAAUCGAGGCGUGGCUAUGAUAGUAAUCAACAACAAAAUUACGGAAGUCAAAUAGACAAAUGCGAUGAUCAGCAGCUCCGUAAUUCCGUUGGUCAACAAAUACAGCCUAACCACAGCAGCCUACAAGAUCAAAUUAAAAUAGUGGCUGACCAGAAUCAACAACAAAGUUACGAAAGUCAACUAGAUAAAUGCGAUGAUCAGCAGUACUGUAAUUCCGUUGGUCAACAACAACAGCCUAACCACAGCAGCCUACAAGAUCAAAAUAAAGUAGUGGUUGAUCAGAAUUUGAAUCUUGAUUCUUCAGAAACUAAUAAUGAUUGCCGUAGUAUUAAAAAAGACCACCAACGUCAGAAUCAAUCGACAAAUGGUAUUAACAAUCGCAAUCGAAUUAAUCAAUUUAGUGACGUUCAAAACGGAUUAAUGGUUUGUAGUCACUCUCAGCAGCAUAAUUCUGAGAGUGCAAUAAUGAAAAAUCAGUACCAUGGUAUGGAAAGCUUACGAAAUAAUGACUCUGGCGAACCAAAGUUUAAUAAGGGUGACCAAAAUCAACCGAAUUGCGGUGGGACACGAGAUCGUGAAAAUGAUAAUAAAGGACAAGAAAGUCAACGUCAACAUAAAGGUAUGGGUGUACAAGAAUCUCUUCAAUCAAGACAUGGCUAUGAUAGUAAUCAACAACAAAGUUACGGAAGUCAAGUAGACAAAUGCGAUGAUCAGCAGCACCGUAAUUCCGUUGGGCAACAAAAACAGCCUAACCACAGCAGCCUACAAGAUCAAAUUAAAAUAGUGGCUGACCAGAAUCAACAACAAAGCUACGGAAGUCAGCUUGAUAAAUGCGACGAUCAGCAGCACCGUAAUUCCGUUGGGCAACAACAACAGCCUAACCGCAGCAGCCAACAAGAUCAAAAUAAAAUAGUGGUUAAUCAGAAUUUAAAUUUUGAUUCUCCAGAAACUAACAAUGAUUGCCGUAGUAUUAAAAAAGACCACCAACCUCAGAAUCAAUCGACAAAUGGUAUGAACAAUCGCAAACGAAUUAAUCAAUUUAGUGACGUUCAAAAAAGAUUAAUGGUUUAUAGUCAUUCUCAGCAGCAUAAUUCUGAGAGUGCAACAAUGAAAAAUCAGUACCAUGGUAUGGGAAGCUUAAGAAAUAAUGACUCUGGCGAACCAAAGUUUAAUAAGGCUGACCAAAAUCAACUGAAUUGUGAUGGGAUACGAUAUCGUGAAAAUGAUAAUGAAGGACAAAAAAGUCAACGUCAACAUACAAGUACGAGUGUGCAAGAAUAUCUUCAAUCAAGGCGUGGCUAUGAUAGUAAUCAACAACAAAAUUACGGAAGUCAAAUAGACAAAUGCGAUGAUCACCAGCACCGUAAUUCCGUUGGGCAACAAAAACAGCCUAACCACAGCAGCCUACAAGAUCAAAUUAAAAUAGUGGCUGACCAGAAUCAACAACAAAGCUACGGAAGUCAGCUUGAUAAAUGCGACGAUCAGCAGCACCGUAAUUCCGUUGGGCAACAACAACAGCCUAACCGCAGCAGCCAACAAGAUCAAAAUAAAGUAGUGGUUAAUCAGAAUUUAAAUUUUGAUUCUCCAGAAACUAACAAUGAUUGCCGUAGUAUUAAAAAAGACCACCAACGUCAGAAUCAAUCGACAAAUGGUAUGAACAAUCGUAAUCGAAUUAAUCAAUUUAGUGACGUUCAAAAAAGAUUAAUGGUUUAUAGUCAUUCUCAGCAGCAUAAUUCUGAGAGUGCAACAAUGAAAAAUCAGUACCAUGGUAUGGGAAGCUUAAGAAAUAAUGACUCUGGCGAACCAAAGUUUAAUAAGGCUGACCAAAAUCAACUGAAUUGUGAUGGGAUACGAUAUCGUGAAAAUGAUAAUGAAGGACAAAAAAGUCAACGUCAACAUACAAGUACGAGUGUGCAAGAAUAUCUUCAAUCAAGGCGUGGCUAUGAUAGUAAUCAACAACAAAAUUACGGAAGUCAAAUAGACAAAUGCGAUGAUCACCAGCACCGUAAUUCCGUUGGGCAACAACAACAGCCUAACCACAGCAGCCUACAAGAUCAAAUUAAAAUAGUGGCUGACCAGAAUCAACAACAAAGCUACGGAAGUCAGCUUGAUAAAUGCGACGAUCAGCAGCACCGUAAUUCCGUUGGGCAACAACAACAGCCUAACCGCAGCAGCCAACAAGAUCAAAAUAAAGUAGUGGUUAAUCAGAAUUUAAAUUUUGAUUCUCCAGAAACUAACAAUGAUUGCCGUAGUAUUAAAAAAGACCACCAACCUCAGAAUCAAUCGACAAAUGGUAUUAACAAUCGUAAUCGAAUUAAUCAAUUUAGUGACGUUCAAAAAAGAUUAAUGGUUUAUAGUCAUUCUCAGCAGCAUAAUUCUGAGAGUGCAAUAAUGAAAAAUCAGUACCAUGGUAUGGGAAGCUUAAGAAAUAAUGACUCUGGCGAACCAAAGUUUAAUAAGGGUGGCCAAAAUGAGCUGAAUUGUAAUAGGACACAAUAUCGUGAAAAUGAUAAUGAAGGACAAAAAAGUCAACGUCAACAUAAAAGUAUGAGUGUGCAAGAAUAUCUUCAAUCAAGACGUGGCUAUGGUAGUAACCAACAACAAAGUUACGGAAGUCAAGUAGACAAAUGCGAUGAUCACCAGCUCCGUAAUUCCGUUGGGCAACAAAUACAGCCUAACCACAGCAGCCUACAAGAUCAAAAUAAAAUAGUGGUUGAUCAGAAUUUAAAUUUUGAUUCUCCAGAAACUAACAAUGAUUGCCGUAGUAUUAAAAAAGACCACCAACCUCAGAAUCAAUCGACAAAUGGUAUGAACAAUCGCAAACGAAUUAAUCAAUUUAGUGACGUUCAAAAAAGAUUAAUGGUUUAUAGUCAUUCUCAGCAGCAUAAUUCUGAGAGUGCAACAAUGAAAAAUCAGUACCAUGGUAUGGGAAGCUUAAGAAAUAAUGACUCUGGCGAACCAAAGUUUAAUAAGGCUGACCAAAAUCAACUGAAUUGUGAUGGGAUACGAUAUCGUGAAAAUGAUAAUGAAGGACAAAAAAGUCAACGUCAACAUACAAGUACGAGUGUGCAAGAAUAUCUUCAAUCAAGGCGUGGCUAUGAUAGUAAUCAACAACAAAAUUACGGAAGUCAAAUAGACAAAUGCGAUGAUCAGCAGCUCCGUAAUUCCGUUGGUCAACAAAUACAGCCUAACCACAGCAGCCUACAAGAUCAAAUUAAAAUAGUGGCUGACCAGAAUCAACAACAAAGCUACGGAAGUCAGCUUGAUAAAUGCGACGAUCAGCAGCACCGUAAUUCCGUUGGGCAACAACAACAGCCUAACCGCAGCAGCCAACAAGAUCAAAAUAAAGUAGUGGUUAAUCAGAAUUUAAAUUUUGAUUCUUCAGAAACUAACAAUGAUUGCCGUAGUAUUAAAAAAGACCACCAACCUCAGAAUCAAUCGACAAAUGGUAUUAACAAUCGCAAUCGAAUUAAUCAAUUUAGUGACGUUCAAAACGGAUUAAUGGUUUGUAGUCAUUCUCAGCAGCAUAAUUCUGAGAGUGCAACACUGAAAAAUCAGUACCAUGGUAUGGGAAGCUUAAGAAAUAAUGACUCUGGCGAACCAAAGUUUAAUAAGGGUGACCAAAAUCAACUGAAUUGCGGUGGGACACGAGAUCGUGAAAAUGAUAAUAAAGGACAAAAAAGUCAACGUCAACAUAAAGGUAUGGGUGUACAAGAAUCUCUUCAAUCAAGACAUGGCUAUGAUAGCAAUCAACAACAAAAUUACGGAAGUCAAGUAGACAAAUGCGAUGAUCACCAGCUCCGUAAUUCCGUUGGGCAACAAAUACAGCCUAACCACAGCAGCUUACAAGAUCAAAAUAAAGUAGUGGUUGAUCAGAAUUUAAAUUUUGAUUCUCCAGAAACUAACAAUGAUUGCCGUAGUAUUAAAAAAGACCACCAACCUCAGAAUCAAUCGACAAAUGGUAUGAACAAUCGUAAUCGAAUUAAUCAAUUUAGUGACGUUCAAAAAAGAUUAAUGGUUUAUAGUCAUUCUCAGCAGCAUAAUUCUGAGAGUGCAACAAUGAAAAAUCAGUACCAUGGUAUGGGAAGCUUAAGAAAUAAUGACUCUGGCGAACCAAAGUUUAAUAAGGCUGACCAAAAUCAACUGAAUUGUGAUGGGAUACGAUAUCGUGAAAAUGAUAAUGAAGGACAAAAAAGUCAACGUCAACAUACAAGUACGAGUGUGCAAGAAUAUCUUCAAUCGAGGCGUGGCUAUGAUAGUAAUCAACAACAAAAUUACGGAAGUCAAAUAGACAAAUGCGAUGAUCAGCAGCUCCGUAAUUCCGUUGGUCAACAAAUACAGCCUAACCACAGCAGCCUACAAGAUCAAAUUAAAAUAGUGGCUGACCAGAAUCAACAACAAAGUUACGAAAGUCAACUAGAUAAAUGCGAUGAUCAGCAGUACUGUAAUUCCGUUGGUCAACAACAACAGCCUAACCACAGCAGCCUACAAGAUCAAAAUAAAGUAGUGGUUGAUCAGAAUUUGAAUCUUGAUUCUUCAGAAACUAAUAAUGAUUGCCGUAGUAUUAAAAAAGACCACCAACGUCAGAAUCAAUCGACAAAUGGUAUUAACAAUCGCAAUCGAAUUAAUCAAUUUAGUGACGUUCAAAACGGAUUAAUGGUUUGUAGUCAUUCUCAGCAGCAUAAUUCUGAGAGUGCAAUAAUGAAAAAUCAGUACCAUGGUAUGGAAAGCUUACGAAAUAAUGACUCUGGCGAACCAAAGUUUAAUAAGGGUGACCAAAAUCAACUGAAUUGCGGUGAGACACGAGAUCGUGAAAAUGAUAAUAAAGGACAAGAAAGUCAACGUCAACAUAAAGGUAUGGGUGUACAAGAAUCUCUUCAAUCAAGACAUGGCUAUGAUAGUAAUCAACAACAAAGUUACGGAAGUCAAGUAGACAAAUGCGAUGAUCAGCAGCACCGUAAUUCCGUUGGGCAACAACAACAGCCUAACCACAGCAGCCUACAAUAUCAAAUUAAAAUAGUGGCUGACCAGAAUCAACAACAAAGCUACGGAAGUCAGCUUGAUAAAUGCGACGAUCAGCAGCACCGUAAUUCCGUUGGGCAACAACAACAGCCUAACCGCAGCAGCCAACAAGAUCAAAAUAAAAUAGUGGUUGAUCAGAAUUUAAAUUUUGAUUCUCCAGAAACUAACAAUGAUUGCCGUAGUAUUAAAAAAGACCACCAACCUCAGAAUCAAUCGACAAAUGGUAUGAACAAUCGUAAUCGAAUUAAUCAAUUUAGUGACGUUCAAAAAAGAUUAAUGGUUUAUAGUCAUUCUCAGCAGCAUAAUUCUGAGAGUGCAAUAAUGAAAAAUCAGUACCAUGGUAUGGGAAGCUUAAGAAAUAAUGACUCUGGCGAACCAAAGUUUAAUAAGGCUGACCAAAAUCAACUGAAUUGUGAUGGGAUACGAUAUCGUGAAAAUGAUAAUGAAGGACAAAAAAGUCAACGUCAACAUACAAGUACGAGUGUGCAAGAAUAUCUUCAAUCAAGGCGUGGCUAUGAUAGUAAUCAACAACAAAAUUACGGAAGUCAAAUAGACAAAUGCGAUGAUCACCAGCACCGUAAUUCCGUUGGGCAACAACAACAGCCUAACCACAGCAGCCUACAAGAUCAAAUUAAAAUAGUGGCUAACCAGAAUUUAAAUUUUGAUUCUCCAGAAACUAACAAUGAUUGCCGUAGUAUUAAAAAAGACCACCAACCUCAGAAUCAAUCGACAAAUGGUAUGAACAAUCGUAAUCGAAUUAAUCAAUUUAGUGACGUUCAAAAAAGAUUAAUGGUUUAUAGUCAUUCUCAGCAGCAUAAUUCUGAGAGUGCAAUAAUGAAAAAUCAGUACCAUGGUAUGGGAAGCUUAAGAAAUAAUGACUCUGGCGAACCAAAGUUUAAUAAGGGUGACCAAAAUCAGAUGAAUUGCGGUGGGACACGAUAUCGUGAAAAUGAUAAUAAAGGACAAGAAAUUCAACGUCAACAUAAAGGUAUGGGUGUACAAGAAUAUCUUCAAUCAAGACGUGGCUAUGGUAGUAACCAACAACAAAAUUACGGAAGUCAACUAGAUAAAUGCGAUGAUCAGCAGUACUGUAAUUCCGUUGGGCAACAACAACAGCCUAACCACAGCAGCCUACAAGAUCAAAAUAAAAUAGUGGUUGAUCAGAAUUUGAAUCUUGAUUCUUCAGAAACUAAUAAUGAUUGCCGUAGUAUUAAAAAAGACCAUCAACGUCAGAAUCAAUCGACAAAUGGUAUGAACAAUCGCAAUCGAAUUAAUCAAUUUAGUGACGUUCAAAACGGAUUAAUGGUUUCUAGUCAUUCUCAGCAGUAUAAUUCUGAGAGUGCAACAAUGAAAAAUCAGUACCAUGGUAUGGGAAGCUUAAGAAAUAAUGACUCUGGCGAACCAAAGUUUAAUAAGGCUGACCAAAAUCAACUGAAUUGUGAUGGGAUACGAUAUCGUGAAAAUGAUAAUGAAGGACAAAAAAGUCAACGUCAACAUACAAGUACGAGUGUGCAAGAAUAUCUUCAAUCGAGGCGUGGCUAUGAUAGUAAUCAACAACAAAAUUACGGAAGUCAAAUAGACAAAUGCGAUGAUCAGCAGCUCCGUAAUUCCGUUGGUCAACAAAUACAGCCUAACCACAGCAGCCUACAAGAUCAAAUUAAAAUAGUGGCUGACCAGAAUCAACAACAAAGUUACGAAAGUCAACUAGAUAAAUGCGAUGAUCAGCAGUACUGUAAUUCCGUUGGUCAACAACAACAGCCUAACCACAGCAGCCUACAAGAUCAAAAUAAAGUAGUGGUUGAUCAGAAUUUGAAUCUUGAUUCUUCAGAAACUAAUAAUGAUUGCCGUAGUAUUAAAAAAGACCACCAACGUCAGAAUCAAUCGACAAAUGGUAUUAACAAUCGCAAUCGAAUUAAUCAAUUUAGUGACGUUCAAAACGGAUUAAUGGUUUGUAGUCAUUCUCAGCAGCAUAAUUCUGAGAGUGCAAUAAUGAAAAAUCAGUACCAUGGUAUGGAAAGCUUACGAAAUAAUGACUCUGGCGAACCAAAGUUUAAUAAGGGUGACCAAAAUCAACUGAAUUGCGGUGAGACACGAGAUCGUGAAAAUGAUAAUAAAGGACAAGAAAGUCAACGUCAACAUAAAGGUAUGGGUGUACAAGAAUCUCUUCAAUCAAGACAUGGCUAUGAUAGUAAUCAACAACAAAGUUACGGAAGUCAAGUAGACAAAUGCGAUGAUCAGCAGCACCGUAAUUCCGUUGGGCAACAACAACAGCCUAACCACAGCAGCCUACAAUAUCAAAUUAAAAUAGUGGCUGACCAGAAUCAACAACAAAGCUACGGAAGUCAGCUUGAUAAAUGCGACGAUCAGCAGCACCGUAAUUCCGUUGGGCAACAACAACAGCCUAACCGCAGCAGCCAACAAGAUCAAAAUAAAGUAGUGGUUAAUCAGAAUUUAAAUUUUGAUUCUCCAGAAACUAACAAUGAUUGCCGUAGUAUUAAAAAAGACCACCAACGUCAGAAUCAAUCGACAAAUGGUAUGAACAAUCGUAAUCGAAUUAAUCAAUUUAGUGACGUUCAAAAAAGAUUAAUGGUUUAUAGUCAUUCUCAGCAGCAUAAUUCUGAGAGUGCAACAAUGAAAAAUCAGUACCAUGGUAUGGGAAGCUUAAGAAAUAAUGACUCUGGCGAACCAAAGUUUAAUAAGGCUGACCAAAAUCAACUGAAUUGUGAUGGGAUACGAUAUCGUGAAAAUGAUAAUGAAGGACAAAAAAGUCAACGUCAACAUACAAGUACGAGUGUGCAAGAAUAUCUUCAAUCAAGGCGUGGCUAUGAUAGUAAUCAACAACAAAAUUACGGAAGUCAAAUAGACAAAUGCGAUGAUCACCAGCACCGUAAUUCCGUUGGGCAACAACAACAGCCUAACCACAGCAGCCUACAAGAUCAAAUUAAAAUAGUGGCUGACCAGAAUCAACAACAAAGCUACGGAAGUCAGCUUGAUAAAUGCGACGAUCAGCAGCACCGUAAUUCCGUUGGGCAACAACAACAGCCUAACCGCAGCAGCCAACAAGAUCAAAAUAAAGUAGUGGUUAAUCAGAAUUUAAAUUUUGAUUCUCCAGAAACUAACAAUGAUUGCCGUAGUAUUAAAAAAGACCACCAACCUCAGAAUCAAUCGACAAAUGGUAUUAACAAUCGUAAUCGAAUUAAUCAAUUUAGUGACGUUCAAAAAAGAUUAAUGGUUUAUAGUCAUUCUCAGCAGCAUAAUUCUGAGAGUGCAAUAAUGAAAAAUCAGUACCAUGGUAUGGGAAGCUUAAGAAAUAAUGACUCUGGCGAACCAAAGUUUAAUAAGGGUGGCCAAAAUGAGCUGAAUUGUAAUAGGACACAAUAUCGUGAAAAUGAUAAUGAAGGACAAAAAAGUCAACGUCAACAUAAAAGUAUGAGUGUGCAAGAAUAUCUUCAAUCAAGACGUGGCUAUGGUAGUAACCAACAACAAAGUUACGGAAGUCAAGUAGACAAAUGCGAUGAUCACCAGCUCCGUAAUUCCGUUGGGCAACAAAUACAGCCUAACCACAGCAGCCUACAAGAUCAAAAUAAAAUAGUGGUUGAUCAGAAUUUAAAUUUUGAUUCUCCAGAAACUAACAAUGAUUGCCGUAGUAUUAAAAAAGACCACCAACCUCAGAAUCAAUCGACAAAUGGUAUGAACAAUCGUAAUCGAAUUAAUCAAUUUAGUGACGUUCAAAAAAGAUUAAUGGUUUAUAGUCAUUCUCAGCAGCAUAAUUCUGAGAGUGCAACAAUGAAAAAUCAGUACCAUGGUAUGGGAAGCUUAAGAAAUAAUGACUCUGGCGAACCAAAGUUUAAUAAGGCUGACCAAAAUCAACUGAAUUGUGAUGGGAUACGAUAUCGUGAAAAUGAUAAUGAAGGACAAAAAAGUCAACGUCAACAUACAAGUACGAGUGUGCAAGAAUAUCUUCAAUCAAGGCGUGGCUAUGAUAGUAAUCAACAACAAAAUUACGGAAGUCAAAUAGACAAAUGCGAUGAUCACCAGCACCGUAAUUCCGUUGGGCAACAACAACAGCCUAACCACAGCAGCCUACAAGAUCAAAUUAAAAUAGUGGCUGACCAGAAUCAACAACAAAGCUACGGAAGUCAGCUUGAUAAAUGCGACGAUCAGCAGCACCGUAAUUCCGUUGGGCAACAACAACAGCCUAACCGCAGCAGCCAACAAGAUCAAAAUAAAGUAGUGGUUAAUCAGAAUUUAAAUUUUGAUUCUCCAGAAACUAACAAUGAUUGCCGUAGUAUUAAAAAAGACCACCAACCUCAGAAUCAAUCGACAAAUGGUAUUAACAAUCGUAAUCGAAUUAAUCAAUUUAGUGACGUUCAAAAAAGAUUAAUGGUUUAUAGUCAUUCUCAGCAGCAUAAUUCUGAGAGUGCAAUAAUGAAAAAUCAGUACCAUGGUAUGGGAAGCUUAAGAAAUAAUGACUCUGGCGAACCAAAGACAAAAAAGUCAACGUCAACAUAA
Molecule: messenger RNA, 12456 nt
Organism: Teleopsis dalmanni
Lineage: Eukaryota; Metazoa; Arthropoda; Insecta; Diptera; Diopsidae
Product: extracellular matrix-binding protein ebh-like
Exons: 3
Coding region: 148-12456 (4102 amino acids)
Source: RefSeq, a predicted model, not a curated record